Molecule: messenger RNA, 837 nt
Organism: Aspergillus udagawae
Lineage: Eukaryota; Fungi; Ascomycota; Eurotiomycetes; Eurotiales; Aspergillaceae
Exons: 3
Coding region: 1-837 (278 amino acids)
Molecular function (GO): FAD binding
Source: RefSeq, a predicted model, not a curated record
AUGGCUGCUACUCUCGGUGCGGGCGUGCAGGACGGUGAGAUGUUUGCAGCACUUGCCAAGCACAAUGCCACAGCUGUUGGCGGGACGAACAUGGAUGUUGGUGUUGUAGGAUGGGCAACCGGGGGUGGCCACGGGCUGGCUACGGGCAUAUACGGGAUGGGCGCAGAUAACAUUAUCGAAGCCAAGGUUGUUACUCCGGCGGGCGAUAUCGUCAUCGCGAACGCCUGUCAACAUGAGGAUCUCUUCUGGGCCAUCCGAGGUGGGGGCGGUGGCACCUACGGAGUGAUUGUCUCGGUGACCGUCAGAGCUCAUCGUAUGCCCAUGCUAACAAUGAUCAAUCUCAUGCUAUCCGCCAGAAACACAACUACCGAGCAUGAGUGGUACAGACUCGUUGCUAAGGCUCACCGCUAUCUGGCACACCUCCAGGACAACGGAAUCCACGGCUACUACACCUUAAGCGGCUCCCCACUUGUAAUGAACGGUGCGCUACUGCUGUACGAUGCGAAGAAUAAAACUGCGGAGAGGCUUCUUCGUCCCUUUCAGGACUUCUUGAAGAAGCACGAACCAAUCGUCACCGCUGUAGUGAAGCCCCUUGUCACACUGCCCUUGUACGACGUUAUGCAAAACAUGCCAUCCACCGAGUCUGUCGGCAAGGCGGAAGUGGCUAGAGCGUCCCGGUUCAUUCCACGAAGGGUGGUCGAAGAAGAUGUUGAACGCUUUGCGGACGUGUUGGAGCUCGUCAUGUCUCGACAGGAUGCUCACGAUAUCUUAUCUAAUGCAAAGUUCGUUGCAGGGUGUAUCCUCUCCCUCUAUCUCUGGCACUAUGACGGGAAGUAA